AUGUUUGACCAUGAAUCCGACAAAGCUCGGGCGUCUGGCUUCGCGCUUGACGCCUAUGGUAAUAUGAAUCAACACACGUAUUUUCACUCAGGAGAUGAUUUCGGCUCCAUCGCUCCGUCGCAGCUCGCUAGGUUGCCGGACGAUAUGCAUCGUAUGGAUUCGCACGCGAUGGACUGGACGCCCACUCCGACUGGUCAUGGCUCUCAUUUUCGCAACCAAAACACGUUCAACGACCAGGAGGAUUUGAUCGAUUUUGACGAAAUCACCACAUCACAGCCGGAAGUGAGUGGUGUAGGACGCCUUGUCGCACAGUUCGAACAUCGUGACUAUGUGCCUCCUCUACCGCCCAGGCCCAUCAUCAACACCGCCCCCAGUCCUGCAGAAACAGACCCUUCGUUGACGAACUCAUCCUUAUCCUCAUACUUUAGCAGUUUUGCCAGUACUGCACAUGCCAACCAAGCGCCGAGCCCUGUCGGCAGCCCCGUGGAGUCACACUAUGGCUCUUUCGGCGACGUUCUCUCAAGGAUCACAAGCCCGCCUGACCUCAACAGCAUGGGCCCUGGCUCGCCACUUAUUGGCUUUGAAACGUUUCCGAAUGUGCGGAUUGCGAGUCCUCAUAUCAGUGUCGUUCGCUCCCACGUUGCUCCUGGCUUUUCACGGUUCCAGGAGGAGAGAGCGCGCACCCCCGUUGGUGGAGAGCCGAAAAGUCUACCGAACAACCAAGGCUUAGAUGCCGAUUCCCAUAUGUUUGGAGACGUCGAGCGGAAUAUUCUGACCUUUCUGAAGCCAGACAUUGAUACGAACAAACGCCAACAAAGUCUGCAACCAACACGGCAAGACCCUCAACAAAUGCUGCAUGCAAAUCCUCAGAUGCCUCAGCAGAUGAGUUUCGUGGCGGCACACCAAGUAAACCAACAGCUGAAUCGGCAAUUAAGCAAUCGACAACAUGUGUCAACGCCCCAACCGGCCCAGUCAAACCAGUCACGGCCACCCAUGCAACCGUCUCAGCCAUUUCAGCCCAACCAACCAACGCAGCAGACUCAAACAACGACGCAGCCGAGCCAGACUAGUCAGCCGAUCGACUCAGCCCAGCAGCUUCACCAUCAGCUUAGCAGGCAAGACAGCCAGUCAACCCAGCCGCAACAGACCUCGUGUUCAGGCGCGUUUGGGAGCGCAGCCAUCCCAGGAACACCUGGUUUUUCGAUUUGGCGCCCCCCCUCGCCCCCUAACAUCAAGCAAGAGCCUUCUCCCGACAGCCCUUCCAUGUUCUCAAGAACUUCAUUCGAAAAGCCGCCCGUGCCACCCAAGCCCAAGCCGAUUCAGGAAGCACACCAGAUCACCUUGGAUUUCAACGCCGCUGCCAAAGAUAAAGGGAAGGCUCCUGUCAAACCACCGAAACCUCCAAAGCCGCUUCGCUCGAAACUGCAGCCACCGCAACAGCCUCCCCGCCCUCAACUUGAUACCGGAAUUCCCAUUACCACUCCUAGCAGCGAGAAGGUAGCGCAAACUCCGGCGACCCCAGCAACCCCGACAACUCCUUCGACAACCGCCGAUGUUACCUCGCCAGGGCCCUCGGCAUUGCGACAGGCAGUAUCCGCGCUUCGAGGUCAUGGUUUGCGUCCGGGCAGAGAAUUAGUCCCCGCAGAAGUUUGGGAGCACCAUAAACCAACCAUCCGCUCACUAUAUCUGGACGAUCGUAAGCCUCUCAAAGAAGUUAUGGGCAUUAUGGCGGAGAAGUACAACUUCCAAGCCACGCCGAAAAUGUACAAGACACGAUUUUCGCAGUGGGGAUUUGCUAAGAAUAAUACCGAAGACGAAGUGAAGAGGCUCUUGGGGAUGAAGUUCCAACGCGAUGCUGAAGGCAAAAUUUCCGAAUUCGUCCGCAACGGCCGGGUAGUGAACCUCGGCACAUAUCUCAAGCGCAAGGGUGUCACAGAGUACGACCUCAUCGAUUUUGAGCAGCCUGUUGAUUUGCCCGCACAUAUUCGCUGUCGAACACCGACGCCGCCGCCGCCUCCCAUCUACUUCCAUACUCCCGAAUUGGUCCGAGCCCAGGAAGUCCUCGUCAGCAAUAUUCGGAAAGCUUUGCUUCAGUGCCGCCAAUUUGAGACCGAAGUCGGCACACAGGUUGGCUGGACGGUGGUCCAAACGUGGGGUGCGUGGUCCUCCGAAAUUCUUCUCGAGGCCAACUUCUUCUUCGAGGCUUUGGAUACCGACACUGGUGGUCAGUGUCUUAUGCGGGCGUUUAAGCAGCUGGAGGAAGACCUGAAAACGCUAUCACCUCUGGGAAUCUUUGAGCUGUUGACCGGCAUGGCGAACCGCGACUUGGGCCUCGUCUCGUCACUCUGCAAGUAUCUUGCUGCGCAUUCGACAACCAACUUGGAUCGCAACCACCCCCUGCGACUCAUCUUCAACUGCUUGUACGAAGUACAGCAAAAUCAUGGGGCUGCUGUCUUGUCCGAGCUUCUCUGGGGCUGCUCUCCGCUUUUUGCCAACGAGCUAGAAGCAAUCUAUGGAAGACGGCAUCCAUAUGUCGUCCGAGCCUGGCUCGACCUUGCCUACUUCAACAACCAUAUCAAUUUUGACCGUCUCCAAAAGAUUGCUGUCGAACUCCGCGCUGUGCAAAAGCAGCUGGAGCAGAAGAAUGGGGAAACGGAACCCGAAGUAUUGAUUGUUCGAUACGCUCUGCUCCAGCUGAUGUAUGCGACGGAGCCCAAAUCGGACAACACCAAGCACGCCACCACCGAGCUCUGGGCGACGCUCAAGAGCAUGAAGGUGCUGUGCAGAAUACGCGACACCAAGUCAAACGCAUACUGCUACCACAGCCCUGUGCGAUUGAGUCCAUGGACGAAGCGCUGCCGCCGGCGCUACGAUGCCGCUAUGGCUAUUUUCGAAGACCAUCUUGGUGUCAAGCUGCACCCGUACUUUGAGGAGGACCUCCAUACUUCGCUGCAUGAGUUGGAGUCGUCCGAUUCUUGGGUCACGGGGCUCGAGCUGUCCGGGGGCGGCAGUCGGCUGGGCUACAUCUGA
Molecule: messenger RNA, 3030 nt
Organism: Cordyceps fumosorosea ARSEF 2679
Lineage: Eukaryota; Fungi; Ascomycota; Sordariomycetes; Hypocreales; Cordycipitaceae
Exons: 3
Coding region: 1-3030 (1009 amino acids)
Source: RefSeq, a predicted model, not a curated record